This is a messenger RNA of Hansenula anomala, 237 nucleotides long. Its product is annotated as NADH dehydrogenase [ubiquinone] 1 beta subcomplex subunit 7. Lineage: Eukaryota; Fungi; Ascomycota; Saccharomycetes; Phaffomycetales; Wickerhamomycetaceae. The transcript is spliced from 2 exons. Gene Ontology annotation, cellular component: mitochondrion. The record is from RefSeq and is a predicted model, not a curated record. Bases 1 to 237 code for a protein of 78 amino acids.
AUGGCUUUGAAAGAACUUCCAGAACUAAUUUCUCAUGAAGAGAUGAAGGCAAAUAAAAUCCCACUAGAAUGGCGUGAUAGAUGUGCUGCACUAUGGAUCCCAUUGAAUAAAUGUCGUAGAGAAACUGCAUUUAUGCCUUGGAAAUGUGUUCAAUUAAGACAUGAUUAUGAACAUUGUCAAUAUUUGGAUUUUAAAAGACGUGUUAAAGAGAUGGAAGAGUUGGAGGCUGCAAAUUGA